This is a messenger RNA of Prunus armeniaca (apricot), 1257 nucleotides long. NCBI's taxonomy places the organism in Eukaryota, Viridiplantae, Streptophyta, Magnoliopsida, Rosales, Rosaceae. The record is from the annotation of a GenBank genome assembly.
AUGGAAAACCCUAUGAGGAGGCCUUCUACGCGGCAGUGUUUUGGCUCCACCACAACCACCCCAAGACCCUUGCCUGCAACCUCCUGCCUAUUGCCGGCGCCUUUGGCCAUAUUAUCCACGUUCUGGACAUUCUGUCACGAGUUCUUCUACAAGGGAAUGGCCUGCAGCAGGAAGAAGAAGAACAAAGACUUCCGGUCCCGACAGUACCAGUUCCAGUUAACACAAAAUGCAAGGAAGAAAAACAGGACAACUUGUCCUCUUCCUCCUCCUAGUCCUAGACAGAUUCGGCAAAUCAAGGUGGAAAAAGCCAAGAAGAAAGCGAGCGCCUUGUUGAAGAGAAGGAAGACAAUUGCCACGGCCAACAAGGCUGCUGACAGGUACCACGGCGACCCGGAUUAUUGGUUCUUGCACGACCGGGUUUCUGAUCUUAUGGCCGAGUGCUUGAAGCAUGAUAUCCAACAAUUCAACCAGCAUCUGCAGCAGCGUCGUGAGCGUGAGCGUGAGCAAGGCCAAGACCAAGACCCAAAUGAGAAGAAGAUGCAGACGUUGGAGUUUAACGUAACCAGUGUUGCUUCUUGCUUCGAAUUCGUGCUGCCCCCCGCGGAUCAACUGCUGUAUGAAAGCAUUGCUAGGAAGGUUUUCCCGCCAGGAGAGUCAGACUCAGAAUCAGAAUUUUUGAACCCAAUGUCUCUGUGGCGGCGGCGGCUGCGGAAAGAGAUUUUGGUACCCUUGAGACAAGCCUUGGCUCCUGCCAACCAAACAGGUGCCAACAAGUGGGGUUAUGAUCCGUGUUAUGAACGAGAGCCCUCUGAUGUCGCUGCCUCUGCGGUUCACAAGUAUAUGGUGGCGCUGCAAAAAGCCACUGCCGCCGCCGAGGACAAGCCCGUGUCCUUGUCUGAGAGCAUGAUUGAGGCCGGUGCUGUGCUUCCACACACGAUCGUACGCUACGCCGUGAAUUAUAAUGCUCGUUACGAGCGAGCAGCUGAGCUUCAGUGGAAGAGAAUGGUGGAGGACGUGUACAAAAAGCAGGGGAGACUGAACAAUUGCUUGGCUGUUUGUGACGUGCGGGCGUCGGAGGCGGAGGCUCUGGGGCUGUUUGUGUCUCAACUGAGCGAAGGGCCUUGGGAAGGAAAGGUGGUGAGUUACAGCGAAAACCCUCAACUGCAUUUGGUACGAGGCGAAGAUCUCAAGUCCAAGUUCAGCUUUAUGCAGAGUUUGGUUGAGUGUCAGGGUCGCGGAGUUCCUCGUUGCACCUAA